CGUCUCGGCCCGCGCGCCAGUCCGCCGCUGCGCGUCCCCCGCGGCACAGGUACUAUGUACGUAUAGUGUUUCGUUGUGCCGUCGCGCGUGUCUUUGUUUAUGUGAUCGAACCAGUGCAGUGCCCCUGGCUUGGUGUUAUUUUAUGGAAAUGUGCGUGCAAGAUGGCUAUGUGUAGUUGAUAUGUCUCUAGGCGCGCCCAUCCAGGCGGUGCGCGGUACCAGGACCAACAGUCUCGACCAACUGGAUUUCCAAGAGCGCCGGCAGCUCAUUGCGAGCUCGCUGUCUCUUACCGACUUUCUUCAUGUCGGCGCUAAAGAAGUGGCCGCCGUUGCCGCUAAAAAACAAAAUGGCUCGGCAGUGCGGACGAACAGCCUCGGGUCGGGCGCCCGGACGCCGCCGGCAGAGCGACCCAAGUCCAAGUUCUCAGCCUUCGGCAGACUGUUUAAACCCUGGAAGUGGAAACGGAAAAAGAAGUCAGAGAAAUUUGAGGCUGCAUCUAGAACUUUAGAAAGGAAGAUAUCCGUCCGUGCAAAUAGAGAUGAGUUAGUUCAAAAGGGAAUCCUUCUACCCGAAAGUCCUGUGACCCCCGUACCUGAAGCUAAUGAGGAGUCCCCGGCGUACGAGGAGUCCCGGGAGGGUCCGGACCGUGUCAUGCAGGGCAUGCACGCGGCGCUGCAGGCGCAACUGGCGCAGCAGUUGGCACAGCAGCAGGCGGCCCUCGCUGCAGCCGUCGCCGCAGCCGCCGCGCACCACCACCAGAACAAUAAUGUUAUAGAACCAAAGAAAGACAAGUUGGAGAAUGGAGGCGAGGCGGUGCGGCCGGAGCGGCCCAACUCACUGUCGGCCGGCAAACUCCCGCGCCGGAUAUGUUAUCAGGGAGAUGUGGGCGGCUACAGCAGCGGCGGCGGCGGCGGCGGCGGCGCGGAGGGCGGCGAGCUCAUGCUGUCGGAGCUGCCGGAGCCGCCCAUCGCCCUGUCCGACAUCGGGCCCAUCCCGCCCCCGCCCAUGUUCAGCUCGCCCAGCCCCACCCGACACCACGCCAACACGCAUUCCGACUCUUGCACUUUCGGGAAGGCUCUGGCUGAAGAGGAGGAUGAUCAAGAGGACGACGACGUGGAUCAGGCGACCGACACGACGCGGGUCGAGGAGAUUCCCUCCAAGGAGCCCAUAUUCAACGCCAUGCCCCUGAAGUCGGCCCUGAAGAAGAGGCCCGCCCCCACCGCGUCGCCCGCCGCCACCCCGUUAGCCACGCCCCUCGCGCCCCGACAGGACCAUCACCACACCAGCUUUAAGCGACCGCCGCCAAAGCCGAGGAUCCGAAUAUGCAGCAGCCGAGCCGUACGCGUCGGCGGUGCUCUCGAGAACAAGGAGAACGCCCGGCCGUGGGAGACGCGUGAGAGCGGUGCGGGGGGCGCGGGCGACGACGACCCCGACCGCGUCGCCGCCAAGCUCGCUCGCAAGGAGAGCCUCAACAUCAAACUCGCGCUGCGCCCCGACAGACAGGAACUCAUUAACAGGAACAUCCUGGUGGUGCAGAGCGAGCACGAGCGGCAGGAGUCGUGGGAGGCGAUCGGCGCGCGCCUCAUCCGCCGCCUGUCCAUGCGCCCCACGGCUGAGGAGCUCGUCGAAAGGAACAUACUCAAAAGCCAGUCUCCCGCAGAAGAGAAGAAGCAAAAGGAAGAAAAGAAACGAUAUCUCCUCCGCAAGCUCAGCUUCCGCCCCACCGUCGACGAGCUCAAGGAGAAGAAGAUCAUCCGCUUCAGCGACUACAUCGAAGUCACUCAGGCUCACGAUUAUGACCGGCGAGCGGACAAGCCGUGGACGCGCCUGACGCCGCGCGACAAGGCCGCCAUCCGCCGCGAACUCAACGAGUUCAAGAGCUCAGAGAUGGCUGUGCACGAGGACAGCAAGCACCUCACCAGAUUCCAUAGACCAUGACGGCUGUGCCAUAGCGAAGGAAAGUCUCGCGGACAGCGGGCGCUCGCCUGAGUCCCGUAACCGCAUCUAGCGGUCGCCGCCUGAACUACGUCAGCGUGCGGACUUGCGUCGCGUCGCCAGCCGUGCGUGCGCGGUCGCCUCACUACCCAUUACUCGCCGAUCAUUCGAUUACUCUGCACAAUCAUCAUUGGCGAACGUUCGUGGAUUACCAACCAGUCAUUUCAAUACGAAUCAAACGUGACUCGAUUGCUCGUCUCACACACCAUGCAAUCGGUACCUCCAGCAUUGUUCAUCGUAAAUACGUACUCAUCUUUGGAUCUUUCGGCUGUCCUACAGCUACGGAUUCUUGCCCUAAAAUGUUCUAAAAUUGUCUGAUUAUUUAUUAAUUAGUGAUGGAGUAAGUUUUAUGUUCGGUCAGCGGCUCGCGCGUGCCGACGGUUUGCACAAUCUUUAUCGAUUAGCGGUCGCGUCGAGUGCGGCUCAUUACGAUGGUAAUAAUCUAUAUGUUAAGUAUUGUAAGCGUACAUAUACAUUCUUGAAUUGACCUUCGCGAAAGGUUAGUGAUAUGUUUGUUGUGGUGGAGUUUAAAGCUCAGUGAGAUUGAUUUUUGUUACGGUGAUGUAAUAGAUGAUGUUUUUAUCGAUCUUCCAUUUAGUAUUAAACGAUUAAUUUGCAUCGAAUUUCCUGUGUGACUUCAUCUGCAAAUCGAUGAGUCACCGAGGCGCGAGACGGCAAACACUUUCGAACUAAAAAUGUACAUCUGUUACAUCACAUGUAAUGUAGAAAGUUAUGUAGACUUGUGAUUUUUAUUAUAUUGCUAGUUCAUAGCUUUUUAGUCGUUUAUGAUUGAAUCGAUUUUAUUAUAUUUAUUUCAAUUAGAAACAAUUUUAUUGUCACAAUGUUUUAUUUUAUCGAUAUUUGUUAAGUCGGACGUGAAUCAAUUUUGAAAAUGGUAUUUAAAAUACAUAUAAUCGCUUUUGUUUGAAUUCCGCUAGAAAUACUCGCUUUUAAUCGCAGUCGUGAUCGUGAAUUAGAUAAUUUAGGAGAAUUGAUAAUUUUAAUAUAGCAAGCUUGUGACUCGUGAAAGGCAGUGUUGCCACAUACACUAUUUUAUUACCCAUGUAAAAUAUUGUGGAAGCAAUUACGGUUUUAUUGGAUAGCGCUUUUAUACUUUGCCUACGAUUAAAUAAAGCUAUUGCUCAAAUAGUGGACUCCAAGCGCCAUGAGCGCUUCUGUGCGUAAAUACCUAUUGCAUCGUCGAUACAUUCUGUACGACUCACUAUUUUACUCUAUUGACAUUCAAAUGCUGAAAUCCCCUCGUAAGCGAUAAAAGAAACUGUAAUUAUAAAAAUAAAGACAUUAAUAAUGUUACAAGAAACGGAAAACAGUCAACAGUUUAUUUGUUAAUGGUUUAAAAAAUAUGUGACUAGGGUGCAUAUUAGGCAUCCUUAAAAUUACACACAAAUACCGUUCGGUAUGCUGACAUUAACGCCUCUAGUCCACCGACGCUGCGAACUGCGAAAUAUCUGCGAAACCAAUGCGAAACAGGAAUAUAAGGCGAGAUGCGAUAUAACGCAUUGUCGUGUGGCGGAUGAGACAGUAAAUCGGUUCGCCGCUUUUCGCAGUUCGCAGCGUCGAUGGACCAGAGGAGUAACAAAACUUGAACCUGUUGACGUUUGUACCGUUUAGUCACAAUGUGGAAUAAAUGUGAGACCGCACUAGGCGACACUGCACUGCAGCGGAGCGACGCGACACGACACGGCAAAAUAUUCUUGACAUGAAAUCGUAUAGCUCAUACGAUUUGUAAUAAUAAUAGUUAAUGGGCAGCGGCAAAAUCUAGCUAUACUGUCGCAAAACUACCACGCAGCGGCGCUACGCGACACAAAACGUCAGUCCUAUGGAAUGUGAAGUGUCGCUUAGUACGGUCUCGCCUCAAAACAAUGUAUAGGAAUGCUCUCCAUUACGUCCCCUUAAUUUUUUUCACAACUCGGCGGGAACAACUUGUUAAUUAUCGUAUCGCUCUUAGAUUAGGUGUAAUAAUAAUUUAAUUGAGACGAAACUAUGAACGAUGUAUUUAAGCCAUUCUUAAAAUGAUGCAUGUUAACGAAAGUAUAGUUAUAUUUCUGAAGGUAUCUUGGUACGAACAUGUUCUACCUGAAGUGCAUGAGAUUGGAUACAAAAGUUGUUAAUAAAUUCUUAUAUUUUUGCUUUACUACGACUUAGUUUGUAAAUAAAAGUAAAAGGUAAAGGCACACUCUUGAAUAUGGCUGUACUUCGUUGGAACUUGUAACAUUAUAUCGCUUCGAGAUUACUCGAUUUCAUAUUACCUUAUUUAUUAUCGUAGUAUUUAGCAAUAAUGCUGACGCGUUUACCAUUUAGUUGAUCGUGAUGUGCUUUAAGAUUAUUUUAUAUGUGAUUAAAGUCGUAACGUAUAGGUAGAUUGCAUUUUAAUUCGUUCAGCGGUGGUGCCAUUAUACACGUUUUGGAAAUGUUCGAAAAUACAGUUUUAUAAUGAUGGAAAACGAUGGCGGCUCCAAAAUGGCCGUGAAAAAAAGUGUUAUGCGGCUUUUCCACGUUGGCUCAUGAUGGUAAUACAAGCGCUUACGAACUUUUUCGUCUCUGAUUGCUCAUGAUCAAUGUCAAUUGUUCAUGCUAUAGAGUGUUUCGCAAGCAUAUUUAUCGAUCAUGACUCAACGUAGAUUGGGCCUGUAUUUAUAAAGCUUCCGU
Molecule: messenger RNA, 4665 nt
Organism: Aricia agestis (brown argus)
Lineage: Eukaryota; Metazoa; Arthropoda; Insecta; Lepidoptera; Lycaenidae
Product: phosphatase and actin regulator 4
Exons: 14
Coding region: 181-1938 (585 amino acids)
Biological process (GO): actin cytoskeleton organization
Molecular function (GO): actin binding
Source: RefSeq, a predicted model, not a curated record